UGAGACUAAAAAACACAAAGCACAAAAAUUCUGGUCACUGUCAUUACCGAUCAGGUCCUAAUCUCAUCCCAUACCAUUUUUAAUUUUUUAUCCCGAUAUCAACUGAUUCGGGUCUGAUUCUGUCAAAAUUUUAUCCCUUUACACCUUGAUUUUCGGGUCUUUAUAUCAACCCAUUAUAUCCAUACAUCAUCCAUUUCAUUUCAUUAUUCUUCAUUCAUUCACUCUCACAACAACAACACAAAGCAUCAAUUAUUCAAAUCCACUCGUAUUCUCUUCUAUUCAGGUGAUUGAUUGUGAGAAUAUAGAUAAAAUGGAAUAUAUAGGCGGUUAAGCCAAUUUCUAUGGCCUUGGCUGAUUACUCACUAUCUGUCGUUAGAAGCAAGUCUCGAAUUUUAGGAUUUCGGUUUAUUCAAGGUGAAAGAAAGACCGAAAAUUACUCUAUGGAAUUUGAACCGGAUUGGACAAGUCACAAAAAAUCGUCUGCUUUUAAAACUCAAGUGAUUAGUACCGCAACUUCGUGGGCCCGUAAGAUACCUAUAAGCGAAGGGUAUCAUGAGUUUCUGUGAUCAAGAUCUCACGAUUUCGAUUUCUUUCGUGUUCUUUUCUUCUAAUCAAGAAGAAUAAAUUCAUCAAAUUCGAAAACUUUAGCCUUUUGCACUUCAAUAUGCCUGAAUCUGUUUGUGGAGAUAUUUGCGACGUGAAUCCGAGUAUGAGCAUCUCCAAAUCGGUCCGGAAGACCAACUCAUGUAACUCGUGUUUACAUUCUGAGGUCAACGAGGACCUUGACUGCUGCCCGGUCUUGCCCGGGCUGCCCGACGAUAUAGCAAAGUACUGUCUUGCCCUUGUCCCGAGAUCAUAUUUCCCGAAAAUGGGAGGUGUGUCGAGGAGAUGGAGGUCGUUUAUUAAGAGUAAGGAGUUUAUUGUUGUUAGAAAGCUUGCUGGUUUAGUUGAAGAAUGGCUUUAUGUUUUGACUACGGAUGCUGAAGGAGAUGGGACCCACUGGGAGGUCUUGGAUUGCCUUGGGAAUAAACUGUCGGUUUUACCUCAGAUGCCGGGACCCAUGAAAGCGGGGUUCGGGGUUGUGGUUCUUAAUGGGAAGCUUAUUGUUAUGGCGGGGUAUUCGAUGAGUGAUGGCGUCGGAUCGGUUUCUUCUGAUGUGUAUCAAUAUGAUUCUUGCCUUAACAGUUGGAGCAAGAUUGCAAACAUGAACGUGCCGAGGUAUGAUUUUGCAUGCGCGGAAGUAAACGGUGUUAUUUACGCAGUUGGAGGUUAUGGGGCGGAUGGGGAUUCUCUCUCAUGUGCCGAGAUGUAUAACCCGGAAACCGAAAAGUGGACACUUAUCGAGUCCCUUCGCCGCCCACGGUGGGGUUGUUUCGCCUGCGGGUUUGAGGGUAAACUCUAUGUUAUGGGCGGACGGUCAAGCUUCACUAUUGGAAACUCAAGGUUUGUUGACGUGUACAACCCCGAAGAGCACUCAUGGUGCGAGAUGAAAAACGGAUGCGUGAUGGUGACUGCUCACGCCGUAGUGGGAAAAAAGCUAUUUUGUAUGGAAUGGAAAAACCAACGAAAGCUCGCCAUUUUCAACCCGGAAGAUAACUCAUGGAAGAUGGUUGGGGUCCCGGUUAUUGGAAGCUCGAGUGUCGGGUUUCGGUUUGGUAUAAUUGAAGAUAAACUAUUGCUGUUUUCACUUGAAGAAGAACAAGGAGGAUUCAACACACUUUUGUAUGACCCAACUGCGACUCCUGGAUCCGAAUGGCAAGUUUCGAAGAUUAAACCGUCUGGUUUAUGCUUGUGUUGUGUCACAAUUAAGGCGUAAUGAUUGAUUGACCAUUAGGGUUUAUAAAAUUAUUGAUUUGAAUGUGUUGUUUUGUUUUGUAAGAAUAAGGGAUUUUGGUUAUGUUUUAGAACUUGAAAGGAAGUUGUUAAUGUGGUUAUUCUUAGAUUUUUUUUGAAUGGAAGUUGGUGUUAAUGUGGUGAUCAA
This is a messenger RNA of Helianthus annuus (common sunflower), 1981 nucleotides long. RefSeq names its product F-box/kelch-repeat protein At1g67480. Lineage: Eukaryota; Viridiplantae; Streptophyta; Magnoliopsida; Asterales; Asteraceae. The record is from RefSeq and is a predicted model, not a curated record. Bases 665 to 1816 code for a protein of 383 amino acids. The transcript has 5 exons. Gene Ontology annotation, molecular function: protein binding.